This is a messenger RNA of Megalops cyprinoides (Indo-Pacific tarpon), 2433 nucleotides long. RefSeq names its product phospholipid phosphatase related 3b (gene plppr3b). Bases 282 to 2411 code for a protein of 709 amino acids. The record is from RefSeq and is a predicted model, not a curated record. Gene Ontology annotation, biological process: signal transduction; phospholipid dephosphorylation; phospholipid metabolic process. Gene Ontology annotation, molecular function: phosphatidate phosphatase activity. The transcript has 7 exons. NCBI's taxonomy places the organism in Eukaryota, Metazoa, Chordata, Actinopteri, Elopiformes, Megalopidae.
GUGAUUUAACUGCACACAGUGCAAUACUCUGGAGCAUCCAUGUUCUGCAGAAAUUACUGGGGGUUAGAUGUCCUUGCAAAAAAAGUAAUUGUAAUGUUAAAUAAUACAUACAUCACCAGACAUCUCUGUAGUUGUACAGCUCAGUUUCUUCAUGCACCCAUUUCAGUGGGGUGAUUCCAAAGCCCAUAGAUCCCCAUGGCUUAAUAGCACACUGUAUAGGAUCCACCUAUCCUAUUGUCAAUUCAUUGUGUGUUUUCAGGUUGGUCUGAUUAGCCCUCAUAAUGAUCUCUUCAAAAGACAAGCCCAAGAAGAAACCUCCCAAAGACAGCAUGACACUGCUGCCCUGCUUCUAUUUUGUGGAGCUCCCGAUCGUGGCCUCCUCCAUGGUGUCCCUGUACUUCCUGGAGCUGACGGACCUUCUGCAGCCGGCGCAGGUGGGGUUCCGUUGCCAUGACCGCUCGCUCAGCAUGCCGUAUGUGGACAGCGGCGACGAGCUCAUCCCCCUGCUGAUGCUGCUCAGCCUGGCUUUCGCUGGCCCCGCAGCCUCUAUCAUGAUGGGGGAGGGCCUGGUGUACUGCAUGCAGUCCCGCCUGAAGAUCCGUCCCGGUGUUGAGGGAAGCAUCAACGCCGGGGGCUGCAACUUCAACUCCUUCCUGCGGAGAACUGUACGCUUCGUGGGGGUUCAUGUGUUUGGACUCUGUGCCACAGCACUGGUGACUGACGUGAUCCAGCUGGCCACUGGCUAUCACACCCCAUUCUUUCUGACGGUGUGUAAGCCAAACUACACCCUGCCUGGUGUCUCGUGUGACAAAAAUCCCUACAUCACCCGUGAUAUUUGCUCGGGCCAGGAUCAGCAUGCCAUCCUCUCUGCCAGGAAAACUUUUCCUUCCCAGCACGCCACCCUCUCUGCCUUUGCUGCCGUUUAUAUAUCCAUGUAUUUCAACUCCACAAUAUCGGACAGCACCAAGCUGCUGAAGCCAGUCCUGGUGUUUGCAUUUGCCAUUGCAGCGGCGCUGACUGGACUGACCCAGAUUACCCAGUACCGCAGCCACCCCAUUGAUGUCUAUGUAGGCUUCCUCAUCGGGGCUGGCAUAGCUGCUUACCUGGCUUUUCAUGCAGUAGCCAACUUCAAAUCCUCAGAGGACGUGGACCCCAAGCCCCCCCAGCCUCCCCAGAAAGAUGCCCUGCGUGCCCUGACACAGCGGGGCCACGACUCUGUCUACCACAAGGGCCACGCGUCAGAGAGCAACGAUGAGCUGUCAGGGCCACAGUGCAUGGACGGCCUGAACCGGCAGGUGCAGAGGGAGAAGGCGUCACUGGGGAGCCUGAAGAGGGCCAGCGUGGACGUGGAGCUGCUGGCCCCCCGCAGCCCCAUGGGAAAGGAGACCAUGGUCACCUUCAGCAACACUCUGCCCCGCACCAACAACUGUGUCCCGGAGAUAGGUGCAGGAGACCCAGUGCGCCGCCACAUGACCGUCCACGUGCCACUCGACCCCCUGCGUUCCAAACAGCUGGUGUCCGAGUGGAAGCAGAAGUCCAUGGAGCUGCGAAGCAUGAGCCUCCGAGGGGACGAGUCAAAGGAGGGCAGUGAUGACGGCUCAGACACCGGCGAGGACGGGGCAGAAGAGGAGCUGGUCAUGCCCUCUUCGCUGUACCCUACAGUCCAGGCAAGCCGAGGAGGCGGGGCAGCAGCGGGCACCAGGGUGGUGAUCUCUCCCAGGCCGGGAGCUCCGCCACUGGUGCACAUCCCGGAGGAGUCGGCGGGACCCCCGCCCGUGUCGCCCAAGAGCGCCAGCACGAGGGCCAAGUGGCUGUCCAUAACGGAGAAGAGUGGGGCCACGGUGCCCGGGCCCCUGCGCGCACACAACCAGCCACGCAUCAUGCAGGUCAUCGCCAUGUCCAAGCAGCAAGGCCUCAUGAGCGUCACUCCCAAGUCGUCGGAGACCUCAUCCUCCUGCACCUCCUCCACUGCGAGCACAGACUCGCCCCUCUAUCGGGCCCCCUCUGAGCGUGACAGCGGCAGCAUCGUGACCGUGGAUGCCCACGCGCCCCACCACCCGGUGGUGCACAUGGCCUCGGGCAAUGGCAGCCCUUGGGAGUGGAAGGGCACCACUAACGGGAGCGCUGCUUCAGAUUUCCACGAUUCCUACGAGCUCAACGAUCUCAACCGUGACUGCGCCCGUGGAUACCGCCCGGUCAAGAGUGCGUCCCCGGGCUCCUCCAUCGGUGAGGCCGACCAGGAGCCUCCGCCUCCCCCUCACCCAGACUUGCCUCUGGACGGCCGCAGCCGUGACUCUACCCUGCGCCGAAAGCCCCCUCUCUCUGCCCAGGACAGGGAGGGCAGUCAGACCCAGGCCGAACAGGACCCCUAUUAUAAAAAACUGCAAACCAGCCGCCGGUUUAAAGACUAAAACUAAUAGAGAAAUAGCAAAA